Molecule: messenger RNA, 195 nt
Organism: Polyodon spathula (Mississippi paddlefish)
Lineage: Eukaryota; Metazoa; Chordata; Actinopteri; Acipenseriformes; Polyodontidae
Product: tRNA (guanine(37)-N1)-methyltransferase-like
Exons: 3
Source: RefSeq, a predicted model, not a curated record
AUGAGAAUGAGCGCAAGAAGCGAGAGUGAGAAUGAGAGCGAGAACAAGAAUGAGAAUGAGAGCGAGAGUGAGAGCGAGAACAAGAAUGCGAAUGAGAGCGAGAAUGAGAGCGAGAAUGAGAGCGAGAACAAGAAUGAGAAUGAGAGCGAGAGCGAGAGCGAGAGUGAGAACAAGAAUGAGAAUGAGAGCGAGAAU